CUCGGCGUGUUUCUGUUUGUCCUCCCCCGGCUGUCGGGAGCUUCUCUCCUCCUCUCUCCAGCAGCUGUGCAGAAAGCGGAGGAGCCUGCAGACACACCGACAUGCACCAACGUGGAGGCUGACACACAAGUCGGGCUGCGCGGAGUGAAACCUCUGAACUCAGCCGGUCCGUGUGCGAUGCGCUCCUCCUGACGCCAGCCASCCCAGGAGAGUCGAACCGUCAACCGGCCAGCAGAACCGAUCACAGGUCCGCCGAUUCUUCGCAGGGAGACAGCAGAGCAGCCGGGACGCCCACCUCUCAGAGCUCCAGGAAGAAAACAAAAAAAAUGUCAAAGAGGAGGGGUCAGAAGAAGUUUGUCUUUUUGUCCUUGUUGGUGUCUUGUAURCUUGCUGGUGCCGAGUACUCUAGCUGCGGAGAGUACGAGUUCUUCAACCAGACCAGCAAUAGCUGCCAGGCCUGUCCUCAGUGCCAGCCGGGGCAAGAACCACACAUGAACUGUGGUUACGGUGUGAAGGAUGAGGACUUUGCCUGCGUGCCGUGCCCACAGGGGAAAUACUCGAAAGGAAAGUAUGAGAUCUGCAGGCGCCACAAGGAUUGCGAUGCCCUUUACAAGGCUACUGUUCGUGUAGCCGGAACUCCAGAAAGGGAUGCUGAAUGUGGACCAUGUUUACCUGGGUAUUAUAUGCUGGAGAACAAACCCAGAAACCUCUACGGGAUGGUUUGCCACUCGUGUCAGAAUGCACCACGCAACACCAAAGAAUGCACGCAGCCCAUCAAGUCAAUAGAAAACCGUCCGAUUAAUGCCGGCAGCACAACAGUUUUCCCCAACCCUUCACAAAAAGGUUCACCAGAUCAAGGUCACCUCGCAACCGCGCUUAUUAUUGCCAUGUCAACCAUUUUCAUCAUGGCCAUCGCCAUUGUUCUCAUCAUAAUGUUUUACAUCCUGAAGGCCAAACCCAACAGCCAAGCUUGUUGUACUGGACAGGUUGUGAAAGCAGUGGAGGCGCAGACCAACAAACAGGAGGACAAAAAAGACAUCCCUGACAAUGUGGUGAUCUUCUCAGAGAAAGACGAGUACGACAAACUGAAAGCCCCUCCUCAAAAGACGGUGAAAAGUGAAAACGACGCGUCGUCAGAGAACGAGCAGCUGCUGAGCCGCAGCAUUGACAGCGACGAGGAGCCCACGUCAGAUAAACAGGGUUCGCCGGAGACCCCGACCGCCAACCCCAACCCGUGCCUCGUCGACCUGGGUAACAAACCGGACCUCUCCCUGCUCUCUCUGGGACUCCUGGGCCGCGGCCGCGCCUGCAACGGCACCUCUGCUGUCGUAGCCACCCACGCUAACGGCAUCACAAGUCCCACCCACAUGAACGGCAUCAACCAUAUGGCCUCCAGCAACCACAUCAGCGGUGUGAAUGGGAUCAACAACAAUAAAACACUGGGGAUGCUACAGAGUCGAAGGAAAAAGAUAUUAGACCUUUACGCUAGAGCGUGUAAUGUGAGUGAGGGCCUGAGCCCCACAGAGCUUCCCUUCGACUGCCUGGAGAAGGCGAGCCGCAUGCUGAGCUCGUCCUACAGCAGCGAGGCGGCGGUGGUGAAGACGUGGCGGCACCUGGCCGAGAGCUUCGGUCUGAAACGUGACGAGAUCGGGGGCAUGAGCGACGGCCUUCAGCUCUUCGAGCGAGUGAGCACRGCUGGCUACAGCAUCCCGGACCUGCUCAGCCGCCUGGUGCAGAUCGARCGGCUGGACGCCGUGGAGUCGCUCUGCGCCGACGUGCUGGGGAGCGGCGAGGUGGCGGCAGUGGCUGGACGGCAGAGCAUCAACAGUUUUCACAGCCAGUUGGUCUGUCCCUCCCCGUGCACGUCGCCAUCCCAGCGCUGCGCCAGCGUCUGAAUAUACGGCGGAGCAGACUGAAAAAGACUUGGAAGACUUCCAGUACACAUAUAUGUAAGGACAGAUUUAGUUCUGACAAGGAUGAAUGUGCAUAUAGUGUACACUUUACCCCUAUCACAUGAAGAAUGUCAGUGGGCUCUCUGUCCACRGUCCUUAAUCUGUCAAAAGCUAACAGCCUGAAAGAGUUUUUCCAGAUGCUACAAAGUUUGGAAUUUAUAUUAAAAAAAAGGAAAUCAAUCCUUAUCAAUAGUGACAAUAUAUUCCCUAGUUUGCAAUUUCAGCCUCUUGUCUGUGAGACUAUAAUAACCAAACUUUUAUUUUUAUUAGCAUGUUCUCUUCUUCAAAUGCCAUAAAAUUGUAUAAAAAAAAUAGCUGGAAGGCCUUUGCGCUGGACGCAUCUUUAUCCUUGAAGUUUUGACAUGGAACUCAUAUCCCCACCCCCACCCAGUUAAAGCCAGACACUUGUGUUCGUACAAAGACCGCGGCAUUAGUUAGCAUUCAUGGCUGCUCCGAUGACUGGGCUGUCAUCACACAGGGAAGCCAGCAGAUACAAGCUCCCUACUUAGAAUGCAAUCCUCGUGGCCAGCUGGAAAUGCUAAAAACCAUCAUUCAGCUCAGCUUUCAUCUCGUAAAAUCAUCUGAACUUUAGGCAUCAGUCGACACCCCUCUCCAUCUUUUGCUGAAUCCUAAUUUCAUUAAACACCAUUGCCAAAGAAACACAUUAGACUGAUUUUUCUUCCUUUUUUUUUUCAUUUUUAGUGCAUUGCAAGGAUUGCAUUCUGUAAAGUUGGGGUUUACUCUGCAAUAGUGUUAUCAAUUGAUUAGGUGUGGAUGAAGCAAAUGGAAAUGUUCAACCUCACAAAAAAGCAAAAGAAAGAAACUCCAAAACACAUGGAUUGGUUUUAGGUGUUUAGCAUUCAAGCAUUUGUGCCAUGUACCGACUGAACAUUGUUCUGCCUAAGACCAGAUGCCCUCAAUCCACUGUCAACAACUUAAACCCACAGAUUUAGGUACUCUUCAACUGCAGCUACUUCCUCAGCGGUGACCCAGUCUUUGACCGCGCCCCCCAAUAACUCUGCCUGUUACUCCCCUACACCCCAGUCUUGUGGUCCAGUGCUGCCGCCAUCCCUAAUUUUUUAGCAUGUGGCUCUAUGCCCCUAAUAAGCUGAAAGUGUUGUGGUUUACAGAGCGGGUGCAAAGUGCCUGUGAUUUCCAGCACCUUAUUAAGCAUUUAGGGCCACUUAACCACUGAAAGCCCAGUAGAAAAGCUAUAAAACCCCCUUGCAUUAAAAAAAACAAAGAUUGAUGCCAGGGCAGAUGACUAAUUAAMCAGCCCCAGGGUUCUUGCACUGUGAACGGUGCAAGAAUGCCGCCCGCUGCGUUGGAGGUAGCACUAGCUUCAGCGUCUUUUUCAGCCUUUGUGGUUGGCUCAGUCAUGCUCAGGCAGGAUUUUAGCUCCCCUCGCCCCUAUGGGACCAAUAGACUAAACAAGAACAAUAUGCGUUCGUGUGAGUUCUGGAGAAGCARCUGAGGCUGGUUAGGUGUGUGCGCACGGUUCAGACACUGUUCCUCUGAUAAGCAUCGGGCUAAACGUUUUGAGGAGUUGAUGCUCGCUGCGCCUCUAAUAAUACUCGCUGCAGGUGAAGUUUGCUCGUUUCUGCAGCAACUAUCCGUCACGACUCAAAGUUCUCUGAWGUCAGAGCAAUGCCAAGGGCUGCUUUGAUCUCACUACGUGGAGACAGGACCGAUCUCAAUCUGAUGUUUCCGGUAUAAUGUCCUAGGUCUGCCCUGCAUGUACGUCUCUUCCUCUUAACACWUUUUGUCAUCUCUUCCAUUGCAAUCUGGGGCAGGACUCCUGUACUUUAAAUUAAUUUGCAUACUUGCUUAUUGACUCAGUAAUUUCUUUUUGUUUUUGAUCCAAAGAUUCAACAUAAGCAUAACCCCUUCUCAGUUUUCAGUUCAGUUACGAUUUGAAAUUAUUUUUUUUAUGUUUCAUACGAAUUUUGUGAAAAUAAUUCUGUUGAACUGAAAUGAAAUGGAGCAAACAUUCAGGAACACAAAAAUGUUAUCCAAUAUAUAUAUGAUAUGAUGACAAAACACAGAAGCCAUACAUAAUUACUUACCUCAGUAGCACAUAGAAUAUAUUACAACUUGUAGAAACACACAAAUCAUCACAGAACCAAAGUGUAACUGUAUAUAUAAGUUAUUAUUGUACAUAAAUAUUCCUAAAUAAAGAUGUAUGAUGGAA
Molecule: messenger RNA, 4143 nt
Organism: Austrofundulus limnaeus
Lineage: Eukaryota; Metazoa; Chordata; Actinopteri; Cyprinodontiformes; Rivulidae
Gene: edar
Product: ectodysplasin A receptor
Biological process (GO): positive regulation of JNK cascade; positive regulation of canonical NF-kappaB signal transduction
Cellular component (GO): plasma membrane
Molecular function (GO): signaling receptor activity
Source: RefSeq, a predicted model, not a curated record